Molecule: messenger RNA, 861 nt
Organism: Menidia menidia (Atlantic silverside)
Lineage: Eukaryota; Metazoa; Chordata; Actinopteri; Atheriniformes; Atherinopsidae
Source: the annotation of a GenBank genome assembly
AUGUUUCCGGGCUGCUCUCUACGGAUCUCACGCUGUUCCCGGACCGUCCUGCGGCCACACUGGCUGACGAGGAAUGGGCUCCCGGAUCUCAAGGCUGUUACAUGUUCAGCACACAGCUUCCACAAGAAGGACACCCUGAACAGCCCCGUGAACUACGCGGGGCUGGGAACAGAAAAGGGCCCACUUUCCCACGCCGGUAAAGCCAUUUUAGCCAGGAGCUGCAGCACCAGUCCAGUCACACUGAACUGCUGGAACUGUCAGCAACUUAUUGACAAAAGGCCGACAUUCUUCUGCAACUCAUGCAAAGCCAUCCAACCCCCCCAGGAGGGGACAUCCUUCUUCACAAUUAUGGACUGUGACUACACGUUCACACUGGAUGCACAAAAACUGCAGAGAAAAUAUCUGCAGCUCCAGCGGUCUCUGCAUCCGGACAACUUCAGCCAGAAAUCUGCGAAAGAGCGCGAGUUUUCUGAAAGCCAAUCAGCUCUGGUGAACAAAGCGUACAGGACCCUGCUAAAGCCUUUGAGUCGAGGUCUGUACAUGCUGGAACUCGAGGGGAUGCGCCUGGAAGAGGGCACCGACUCUGGAGCCGACCCGGGCUUUCUGAUGGAGCUGAUGGAGAUCAAUGAAGCCCUCGAUGAGGCCCGGACUCCAGAAGAAGCCAAUAAGAUCGGCUCGGACGCAAAAGAACUGGAGCCUGUCUUCUCCGCCCCUGCAGGGAAACUGGCAGAACUGACGGAGCAGAUAGAUGCUGCCCUUCGCAAAGGAGAGCUUCAGGCUGCCAAAGCACUUCUGGCCCAGAUGAAAUACUACGCAAACAUUGAGGAGAAGGUGAAGCAAAAGCUGUCAGAUUUCAUGUGA